UAGUACUUACUUAUGUUUAGCCACAUGGCUUGGUAACUUUUCUCAGUUCUUCCUAUAUAUCUUGCUUCCUCUUGUCUGGAUGGCAGCUGCUAACUCAGCCUUCUUCCGAGAAUUCUCCUCUCUGCUUUUCCCUCCUAUGCUUGCUUCCUGGCUACUUGCCAAUCAGCAUUUUAUUUAUUAACCAAUCUGAACAACACAUUCACAGCAUACAAAGCAGUAAUAUUGUGUUCAUAUUUUCUAAACACUGGACUUUGAGAUUUGAUAUCCUUCUUAGAAUAUACUUUUUCCACAGGAGAAAUUCUAUUCCUUAGGAUCAUGAAUUGAUUCUUAGCAUUUAGUACCAUACUUUCAUUGUCAAGAAAAAUGUUGAGUUGUGUAGAUUUAUCAGGUGUCCAUGGACAUGACAUUGAAAGUACAUAGCAGUUUAUGCAGGCAUGGAAUUUUGUAAUAGUGCUGUGAAAUAAUGUUGUUUUGUACAAUUACAACUAAUGAUGCCUGUGGGUAUAAGGAUCAAUAUAUAGAAAACUGUUUGAAAUGCCAUGCCUACAGAGAUGUUGUCAAAGAAGGACUGAUUCUGGGUUCAUUAUUACUUAGCCUUAUAUAUUAGGCUAGGUUAAUACAUUAGGAAUUAUUUUUUCUCAUUAAAAUGAUAUAUGUUUCUUUAAAUAAAAAAUUGAAAUAUUAACACACCUGUAGGAAAUAAGGAUAUAAUACACUAGGAUAUGAUAACACCGGGUAAAUUUUACAUUUGAAGGCAGUGGUACAAUCAUCAAGUCUGCUUGAUGUUUUUCAUUGUGUUAGCUCUGAUUUCAAUAUGAACAGAACAUGAUGAUGAUGAGUAAAAUAAUUGUUAUAUUAAUGGUACAGGGACUAUUUCUAAGAACAAAACAAUGUAAAAAUUAGUUUAAAAAAACAGAUUUUCGUCUGGGAAAGAGGCAAUAUAGCAACAGGUGGCAGAGCAGAGGAGGAUCUACGGCAUCGCCGCCUGCAAAUCCUGCUCCAAGUGCAGUCUAUGGCCCAUGCUGAGGAGCCCAAGGCACUGGCAAGAAGAUUGGCUGGGCACAAAUAGUGAAAAAACUGGCAAAGAAGAAUUACGACUUCCACUACAUACAUUUGAGGUAGAAAUAUAUGUAUGUAUGAAAAUACAUAUGCAUACACGUGUAUGAAUCUUUAAUGUAGAUGAACAUUUCUCACAUGUAUACUAUACUUAUAUAAUUCUACUCUUCUUUAUUUUUCCUCCUGCAGUACCAUGUCUGCUCCAGGAUAUUCUAAAAGAAAUACUACCUCAUACUGAAUUUACAUUUUUCAUACAUACACAAAUAUAGUCAGACUAAAUGAUGCAUUGUAGAGAAUAUGGUAAUUAUUAAUGAAUAUUAUUAUUUUUAACCUUUGGAACUGAAAAGUCUCACAAUGUCAUUGUUAAAUAACCUGCUUCUAUCUGUCUUAGCAUCCAUCUUUUCUCCUUAGCUUUUCUGAUUAGUUUGUCAAGCCUAGAGAAUUUCCACUACACACUGGCAUGAAGAUAUGUGUUGUCAUGCUGCUACCCUUGUUUGGUUGUUUUUUGACUUUGGAUUAUAUUUUUGGUUGGUGUUCAUAUUUUCUAAACAUUGGGCUUUGAAAUUUGGCAUCUUUCUUAGAAGACACUUUUUCCAUAGGAGGAAUCCUGUUCCUUAGGAUCAUGAAUUGUAUCUUAGCAUUGAGUAACACACUUUCUUUGCCCAGACAACAUGUUGACUUGUGUGGAUUUAUCAGACAACUGAUAGACAUGACAUUGUAAGUACAUAGCAAUAUGUCCAGGUAUGGAAUUUUGUACUAAUGCUGUAAAAUGAUGUCAUUUUGAAGAGUUAAAACUAAAGUUGACUGUGGGUAUGGGAUAUAUAGAAAACUGUUCAAAUGGCAUGCCUUCAGAGAUGUUGCCAAAGAAGGAGUGCCUCUGUGUUCACUAAUUCUUAGCCUUUAUGUAUCAGACCAGGCUAAUACAUUGGGAAUUAUUUUUCCUCGUUUAAAUGAUAUAUGAUUCUUUUAAUUAAAAAAAUGAAAUAUUCAGUCAUGUCUGAGGGAAACAAGGAUAUAAUGCCCUAGGAUGUUCUAAGUCCUGGUAAGCUUUAUAUUUGAAUGUGGUGGUACAAUCAAGUCUGAAUUGAUGUUUUCAGUUGUGUUAGCUGUGAUUUUAUAUGAACAGCCCGUCAUGAUGAUGAUGAUGAGUAAAAUAAUAACUAUAUUAAUGGUCCAGGGGACUAUUUCUAAGCACAUACAAUGUAAAAAUUAGUUUAAAAAAAAAAAAGAGAUUUUCAUCUGUUUAAGAGGCAAGAUGGCGACAGGUGGCAGAGCAGAGGAAGAUCUGCAGCAGGGCCGCCUGCAGAUGCUGCUCCCCGCGCAGCCUAUGGCCCAGGCUGAGGAAGCCCAGGGCACAGGAGAGAAGAUGGGCUGGGCACAGGUAGUAAAGAACCUGGCGGAGAAGAAGCACGACUUUCGUGAGCCUUGGCGGGGAGAAGGAAGGGGCAGAGGUGCGGUGGUCAGGCUGGGCAGCCCCGCAGGCCUGGCCGCUCCAAACCCCGGCAUCUUCCCACCUGCUGGCCGCGGGGACCCGAGGGGCUGCAGUAGAGACCCUGCGGGCUACGCGGCAGAAGCUUGCAGGAUGCAGGAAGCAGGAGACGGGAAUCAGAGGAAGAUGGCUGAGGUGGCAGUGGGAGCGGAGGCAGCGGCAGCGGCAGCGGCGGCCAUGGCGUCCCCCUCCCCCGCCAGGCCUGGCGAGACCCAAGAUGCAGCUGCGGAGAUAACACUGCAGGAUGAGCCAGCAGCGGCCAUGCCUGGUAAGGGCCGCUUCCUUGUGCGCAUCUGUUUCCAGGGAGAAGAGAGUGCCUGUCCGACCCGGGAUUUCGUGGUGGGCGCGCUCAUCAUGCGCUCCAUCGGCAUGGAUCCUGGGGACAUCUAUGCUGUCAUCCAGAUCCCUGGCAGCCGCGAGUUCCAUGUCAGCUUCAGAUCUGCAGACAAGCUUGCCCUGUUUCUCCGCACCUAUGAGGAAAAGCGGGAGCUGGACGACUGCUGGGAGAACUUUGUCGUGCUGGGGCAGAGCAAGACCGGCUUGAAGACCCUCUUCAUCCUGUUCCGGAAUGAGACUGUGGAUGUGGAGGAUAUUGUGACCUGGCUCAAGCGCCACUGCGACGUGGUGGCCUUGCCAAUGAAAGUGACUGACAGGUUUGGGAUCUGGACUGGGGAGUACAAGUGUGAGAUUGAGCUGCGCCAGGGGGAGGGCGGAGUGAAGCACCUGCCUGGCUCCUUCUUCUUGGGAACGGAGAGGGGCUACAGUUGGUACAAGGGGCAGCCCAAGACGUGCUUCAAAUGUGGUUCCCGAACCCACAUGAGCAGCACUUGCACGCAGGACAGGUGUUACAGGUGUGGGGAGGAGGGGCACAAGAGCCCUUACUGCAGGAAGAUUGUCAUGUGCAACCUCUGUGGCAAGGGAGGACACAUGUUUGCUCAGUGUCCCAAAGCAGCUCACAAUUCCAUGCGCUUCUGCCUGCCAGGUUGAAUACACAGCCAGCUUACCCACUUAAGUGCCAAAACAUUUUUUUAUUUCUUUAGGCCAUUUUUCUCUCUAUGCCUUUUGAAAACCACGUGUGCUCCCUUUCAGCCUGUUUAAAAAGGAAUAUUCAGAACUGUUGUGUGAAGAUAUCUUGCCUCCCCCCCAGCCCCCUCCCCAGCCAUACACACCUUUCAUAUUCCGUUUUACGUUAGUUUUGGUACUUUCGUCAACACCCUGUCUGCCUCUGUACUAUUUAAUAACUCCCCCCUCAUUCAUGUCUCAUUAGAAGAUUUUUGCUCUUCGGGCUGCCUUGCUCAUUUUCAUGUCUCAGCCCUGGGUACAUGGCCCAGUGCCGUGAUAGGCAUUCAAAUAAGUCUUUAUUGAAUCAAAAAUGUAGUCGACUAGCUCUCUCUAGAGUGCCUACCUUGUGCAGCUCUCUGCUGGCCUCUUUCCAUUUGCUGCUUCUAUGUGAUAUGAAAAUUUGUGAAAACAGUGUUGCUCAAAAUGUGUAAUCCAAAUAAGCUCUGAAAGAUGGCCAAGGGCCUCUCGACACAUUUAAAGCUAUCUCCUUUGUGACAGCUCCUUGUGGCUCAGAAGCCUUAUUUUUGUAGGAGCCUGGAGCCUAGGCAGUACUUCUGGGAAAGACCCAAGAGGUGGUUUAUGUUGGAUUUUCUUUCGGGAACUUGCUUUUGUUUUGUGUAUUGAUUUGAGACAGGGACUCACUGUGUAGCCCUGAGUGGUUCGGUACUGGCAGCAUUCCUGAACCAGGCUGCUUUCAAACUUACAGUGAUUUUCUCAACUCUGCCUCCCCGAAGGAUGUUUUAAAUUAACCCCUUGGUUUUCCAGCAGAUGAAUUGAAUCCAAAGUUAAAAGUCUGGGUUAAAGUACACAGCGGUGUGGUGCUUCAGACUGUCCACAGUAGAGUCCACUGCCCCCAUAUCUGAUGCUCAUCCCAGUACCCCUCACACUUCACGACAGUCUCCUUGACAAUGGUGGGCCAAGGAAGUCUCUCUCCAGGCGUGUGGUCCCUGCAUGAAGCUGAGACACCAGCCCCCGAAAGAGCAGAAAGAGAAGCUUGUCUUGCCAUUUCAUAGUAAGGGACCUAGGGAAAGGACCAGCGAACACACUGCAGGCUGCAUGCAUGCAUCAGUCCUUGGAGUGAGUGCCACAUCUUCAAUGUUCCACUGUCACUGUCAGCAUUGAGAAAUGGUUACCCUCAGGAAAGAAACUUGCCAGACUUUUACAUUUGCACCUCUGCCUCAUUUACUAGGAACCCCAGAGAAGUUAGAGAGAGAGAUCAUCUGAAACCUUCGACCUCUGAUGCUCAGGAGAAAGGUGGUUUUAACCCAGAAGCAUGAGUGAUCUAUAAACUGGAAAAUGUUCUUGGGGAAACAGACCAAGAGAGAGGGCCUGAGUCAACUAAGUGUUCUCAAAUUAAAGUGAAAGACAGUAAGCUGCUUUUUUCAGUUUAUGUCUUCUCUUUGCAGUUUUGCUAUUUUCUUGUGGCUUAGAAUGUAAAACAGAGGUUCAGAUUUGUUCUCAAUAAAUAUUUAUCUUUCUUGCCCAUGAAAAAUGUUGAGUUGUGUGGAUUUAUAAGGUGGCCAUACACAUGACUUUUUAAAUACAUGGCAUUGUCUGCAGGUGUGGAGUUGUGUAAAGGUGCUGUAAAAUGAUGUCAUUUUUGAGGAAUUACAACUAAAUUUGCCUGUGGAUAUAAGGAUAGAUAUAGAAAAAACUAUUUGAAAUGGAAUGCCUUCAGAGAUGUUUUCAAAGGAGAACUGUCUCUAGGUUCACUAUUUCUGAGCCCAAUGUAUCAGGCUAGGUUAACACAAGGGGAAUUAUUUUUCUCAUUUAAAUGAUAUAUGUUUCAUUAAUCAAAAUAAAUUGAAAUAUUCAGUAAUGCCUGUGGGAAGCAAGGAUAUAAUACCCUAGGAUACACUAAUUCCUGAUAAGUUUUUACAUUUGAAGGUGGUAGUACAAUCAUCAAUCUGCCAUGAUUUAUUUUUCCUUGUGUUAUUUGUGAUUUCGAUAUAAACAACACAUUAUGGUGAUGAGUAAAAUAAUAGCUACAUUAAUGGUUCAGGGGACUGACUCUAAGAACAAAACAGUGUAAAAUUAGUUUAAAAAACAGAUUUCCAGUGCUGGGGAUUUAGCUCAGUGGUA
Peromyscus leucopus (white-footed mouse) is the source of this 5689-nucleotide messenger RNA. RefSeq names its product zinc finger CCHC domain-containing protein 3-like. Gene Ontology annotation, molecular function: double-stranded DNA binding; RNA binding; zinc ion binding. Gene Ontology annotation, biological process: cellular response to exogenous dsRNA; positive regulation of RIG-I signaling pathway; defense response to virus. The transcript has a single exon. Gene Ontology annotation, cellular component: cytoplasm. Bases 2312 to 3532 code for a protein of 406 amino acids. NCBI's taxonomy places the organism in Eukaryota, Metazoa, Chordata, Mammalia, Rodentia, Cricetidae. The record is from RefSeq and is a predicted model, not a curated record.